AUGGCAGUCCAGAAUGGAAACACUAGUUUUGAAACCAACUUCAGUAUACCCCGAGACCAUGCCUCCUCCCUCCCCUUCAACUUCAGUUAUGGUGAUUACGACCUCCCUCUAGAUGAGGAUGAGGAUAUGACCAAGACUCACACCUUUUUUGCAGCCAAGAUCAUUAUCGGGGUGGCACUUGUGGGCAUCAUGCUGAUUUGUGGCAUUGGCAACUUUGUCUUUAUCAUUACCCUUGCCCGCUAUAAGAAGCUGCGCAACCUCACCAACCUGCUCAUUGCUAACCUGGCCAUCUCCGACUUCCUGGUGGCCAUUGUCUGCUGCCCCUUCGAGAUGGACUACUAUGUGGUGCGCCAGCUCUCCUGGGAGCACGGCCAUGUGCUCUGUGCCUCUGUCAACUACCUGCGUACCGUCUCACUCUAUGUCUCCACCAAUGCCCUGCUGGCCAUCGCUAUUGACAGAUAUCUUGCUAUCGUUCACCCCUUGAAACCACGGAUGAAUUAUCAAACAGCCUCCUUCCUGAUCACUUUGGUCUGGAUGGUAUCCCUUCUCAUCGCCAUCCCAUCAGCCUACUUCACAACGGAAACCGUCCUCUUUAUUGUCAAACGCCAGGAAAAGAUCUUCUGUGGCCAGAUCUGGCCAGUGGACCAGCAGCUCUACUAUAAAUCCUACUUCCUCUUCAUCUUCGGCAUCGAGUUCCUGGGCCCAGUGGUCACCAUGACCCUGUGCUACGCCAGGAUCUCCCGGGAGCUCUGGUUCAAGGCGGUCCCUGGUUUCCAGACGGAACAGAUCCGGAAGCGGCUGCGCUGCCGCCGGAAGACGGUGCUGGUGCUCAUGUGCAUCCUCACGGCCUACGUGCUGUGCUGGGCGCCUUUCUACGGCUUCACCAUCGUGCGCGACUUCUUCCCCACUGUAUUCGUGAAGGAGAAGCACUACCUCACAGCCUUUUACGUCGUCGAGUGCAUCGCCAUGAGCAACAGCAUGAUCAACACCGUUUGCUUCGUGACCGUCAAGAACAACACCAUGAAGUACUUCAAGAAGAUGCUGCUGCUCCACUGGCGGCCCUCCCACGGUGGGAGCAAGUCCAGCGCUGACCAUGACCUCAAAACCAGCGGCCUGCUGGCCACGGAAGAGGUGGAUUGUAUCAGGCUGAAGUGA
This is a messenger RNA of Physeter macrocephalus (sperm whale), 1155 nucleotides long. It is a transcript of the gene PROKR2, whose product is annotated as prokineticin receptor 2. Gene Ontology annotation, cellular component: plasma membrane. Lineage: Eukaryota; Metazoa; Chordata; Mammalia; Artiodactyla; Physeteridae. Gene Ontology annotation, biological process: neuropeptide signaling pathway. The record is from RefSeq and is a predicted model, not a curated record. The coding region runs from base 1 to 1155 and encodes 384 amino acids. Gene Ontology annotation, molecular function: neuropeptide Y receptor activity. The transcript is spliced from 2 exons.